AUGCGGGAUCAGAUUGAGACCGGCUUAAACUUGAGUGAAAGGUUGAUGGAGAGACGCCUGCUUAUUUCCUGUGGUGACAAGUCAGCCAGCCUUCCAGCAUUUAUGAAGAAGGUCUUCACUGAUUGCAAUGCGCGCUUUGAGCAAGCCGACUUUUCCUGCAUGCACCAUGUGGGGUUCCUUGAUUGGACGAAGUUCGGCAGACUUACCAUGGCUGUCAUCGACGAACAAGCACGCUGGGCAGCGAAAGUGCUCGACUUGAAUGACAACUAUAGCACUGUCAUCAUGAUCUGCCCCAUCUUGGCGGGGGAAGGAGUUCUCCAUGGCACAAGGGGGGAGCACAGAAGGAUUGAGGACAAGCUUUUGAGUAUGGGCCUAGAGCUCAAGAACAUUCAAGUUUGCUUUGACGUGGCGCAGUUCCCAUGCGCUUUGCCUGGGUGGAUGGUGGUGAAGGAUUCCACGUUGGGUGCCCGACAGGGCACCCUGUACAAGGUACCACGCAACAGUGAUCGAGAUGUCAAGGACCAGAACCUCUUUGCCAAGAGUGACUAUUGGAAUCUGCUGGCGUGCAGGGCAACCGCGCCACUGCCCAUAAGUGAAUACCAAACGCCAGAGUCAGGAACAUUUUUGUCUCACGAACAAGGCAGAUCGCUGACCGACAAGGAGGAAACGGCUCAGUGGGUAGCCUCUGGGGCCUGUAUUCGCUCCAUCCUUGAAUCAACAAUGUCGCGAGUUAGUUCUCUGAAGGGCCAGUCAUUGGUUCUGCACCACGCCACGCCGUACGAGGGCACCUUCGAGAAGGUAGCAUAUGAUUUGAUGGUGGAGCAUGAAGAGACCACCCACAUUGCUUGCUAUUCGGAGCUCCAGAAUCCGCAGGUCUUCUCAUUUGUGGCAACCCAGGUCAAGGAUCGUCUUUUGGAGGAUUGGAAAAAGACCCAAGGGUUGAUGAUCAUGAAGCCGCAAUUCACUGCCAGUGCAGACUUCAGCGGCAUCACAGAGCCAAAAAGACCUUCUCUGAAGUUAUGCAGCAUGACAGAGGGAGGCAACCUUGAGAUACCCAGGCCGAUCCGAGACAAGUUCCUUUCUGACCCCAUACGGAGCCACUUGGACUACUACCCGGAUUGGCGUGUUCGCUUGGCAAACUUUGACAAUGUCUUCAAGCCAUCCUCGCAAGGUGAGGCUCCUGCACCAAAGCCUGGGGCAGAGAAUGCAGACCUAUCAGUGGAAGGUGCAAAUGCAAAUGCCACCACCCAAGGGUCUAAUUCAGGAGCUGGCAAAGCAUCUGAACCGCCACCAAGCAUGUCGCAAGAAGAUUUCCAGAAAGCUUACCCUGAGCCUACCUUGACCAUUUCAUUGACUGUGGCCGGAGGGCAGUCAAUCACGUGCACCUACGCCAAGGGCAAGGUUGUCCUGGAGGAGACUGGGAGUCGCGGGGCCGCAGACAGCGAUGCGAUGACCAUCUUCGACCUCAUUGUGAUGUUGGAGAAGCGCGGCCUUGUGGACUUGACCCUCACUGGUCAUAAGUUUGAGCGUCCUCCAGCAGUGAAGCGAGGUGAAUCUGAGGAUUCAAUGGUCUUCAACCAUGAGGCGUUCUCUGUCUACAAGCCAAACCCGGUUCAGCAGAAGAACGUGAAAUCGUCCAAUGGAUUUCUUGCUGGUUCCAAUUGUGUGUGUUUAGCCUUUUUUGCAAUGCUUUCGGAACAACAUCCUGUGAUCAACGUGGACGCUGACAUGUCAGAUGUCAAUGCAAGCCUCCUGGGCAAGCACAUGAACCUGUCCGGUGCCUCAUCAACCUUGGCCACAACGGAGCCUACGAAGCAGCCAACAGCCAAGAAGCCGGAAGAAGUUCAAAAGCCUGUUCAGAAGCCAGAGUCAUCUCAAUCUGAGGGUCCAAUGAUUGUAUUCAAGGCAAGCUCCACGGUGGAGAAGUUCAUGCUUCGUGCAGAGCCA
Durusdinium trenchii is the source of this 1947-nucleotide messenger RNA. The record is from the annotation of a GenBank genome assembly. Lineage: Eukaryota; Dinophyceae; Suessiales; Symbiodiniaceae.